CUUCUAAGCCAGAUAUCAUGUGCUUGAAACCGUAGCACAAAUAAUUAGUAUGAUACCUAUCAUGAAGUUGCAAUACAACUAUGUAAAUUAUCAAUUUUAUUUUAACACGACGACACGAAUAAAAUCAUCGCUAGCGACUGUCAAGGUGAAUAAAUUCCACAACUGAGAACUGCAUACGACUAAAUUAAGUAUUCCGAUUCUCUAGAAAACCGACACAAUUCAACAAACCGGCAAAUAGUGAACUUUAAAUUUCCAAUCAUUUAAAAUGAAUUCGCGUGAUGCCACAGCUAAAAAUGAUGUACCAAAUCCGGACUAUUCGUAUUCCAGUACCACAACCACAACCACCAAAAAUCAUGAAACACAGAGCACUUCAGAAACUGACAAAUUUCCUCUGCUGUUCUCAAAAAGGUUAGUAAUUGUUACGUUACUUUUUGUGGGGAACAUUACCGCAUUUCUAAUAAAAUAUAACGUGAAUGUCGCUGUGAUCGAUAUGACCUUCCAGAAGCGAGUUAAACUUGGUAAUGUGACAAUAAUACAACAACCAGAAUUUCGAUGGAACUCCAAAAAAAUGGGAACUGUGACGAGCCUAACUGCAUAUGGAGCCCUAUUAGCAUGCACAAGCGGAUUUGUGAUAUCCAAACUCGGUGCAUCAUUAAGCUGUGCUUUGUGCAUGAUGAUGUGCGGUAUCACUACUUUAUUGUACACGAUCACUUUGCACUAUAACUUCUAUUCGUUUGUGGCGUGUCGUUUAAUAACAGGCAUAUUCGUGGGCCUCCAUAUUCCUAUUCAUCUGGAAAUAUUUUCUCGCUGGGUACCACAAUGUGAAAGAGUAAGUCUGAUGGCAUUCAUCUAUAACGGGCUCUCCGUAGGCGUGAUGGUCGUUCAUCCUUUUUGUGGGUUGAUAGCUUUCAAAUGGGGAUGGCCCAUGAUAUUUUAUACUACAGGUUCCAUAAGUAUAAUAAUGGCGUUCCUUCUUCUGACCUUGUUGAAAAAUAGUCCAUCUGAAGACAAGUCCAUUUCCAAAAAAGAACUCGUAUAUAUACUCAAUGGAUUAGAAAUCAAAAACUCUACAAAGAAGGUGGUUAAUCCAUACAGAAAAAUUGCAACAUCUUUACCAGUUUGGGCACUAUGCAUCGCUAACUUUGUUCACAUGAGUGGAAUAUGUUUUUUAGCGGAUUGUCUCCCUUGGUAUAUCAAAGAUAUUACUGGAAAGAACAUCAAAGAUGUGGGGUUUAUUACAGCUAUUCCCAACACAGUCAGCAUGGUCAUGGUUUUAUUCACUGGCUUCUUGCUUCAGUAUUGGAAAAAUAAUAGCAAUAUUCCACCCACUCAGAUGAGUAAAAUAAUAAUGGCCUCCGGAUUCAUUAUCGAGAUGUUUUUGUUUUUGGCUAUUACACUGGUUUCAGAUUUCAUUACAAUAAUGUUGAUUCUAAUUGCUAUGCGUUUCAUUACGCCACUCAACAGUUUGAAUAUACAAUUGAUCGUGAUCAAUAUAGCUCCAGGUCAUACAGGGAUGAUCGCUGGCAUUGCUGAAUUCUGUUCUCAACUAGCUGCGAUACUAACUCAAACGAUUAUUGGUUUCUUGACUGCAAACCGAAGCAUGGAAGAAUGGAAUCGCUGCUUUAUCCUAAUAGCUGGAAUUUGUGCCUUCUCUACCGUUAUAUUUACUUUAUUCGGAUCCAACGAAGCUCAAGAGUGGGCUUUAGCACCAUCAUCCAAUCAUAAAGAUGAUCGUUAUUCUCCCGGCUCGUACAUAAAAACAAUCACGGAGUGAUAUUCAGAACAAUGCGGAGUUCACAAAAUACAUACCUACCUAUAGAAAUUGUAAACCUGUGGUUCAUUCGAGCGUUCCAUGAUUUUAUUAAAAAUAAAAGUUCAUUUU
This is a messenger RNA of Planococcus citri (citrus mealybug), 1882 nucleotides long. Its product is annotated as sialin-like. The transcript is spliced from 10 exons. Gene Ontology annotation, cellular component: membrane. The record is from RefSeq and is a predicted model, not a curated record. NCBI's taxonomy places the organism in Eukaryota, Metazoa, Arthropoda, Insecta, Hemiptera, Pseudococcidae. Gene Ontology annotation, biological process: monoatomic anion transport; transmembrane transport. Gene Ontology annotation, molecular function: transmembrane transporter activity. Bases 266 to 1774 code for a protein of 502 amino acids.